ACCGGGAUGAGCCCUCAGGGCGCUGCCCCCGCCCGGUCCAGUGCGUGUCACUCAAAGCCCGUGCAGGCGCUUUGAUUUCCUUUUUAUUUUAUUUAUUUUGCGGUAGCGCAAUGUAAUUUGACGUCACUUAAUUCUUGGUCCUUCAAAAUAAGACUGAGCAUUCAGGCGACUCCAUAGCUACAAUGCCCCUUGGAAUAUGAAGGCUGCGUCUUAGGAAGAGCUGAGCCGCUGUCCCCUGUGAAAAAAUAUUUAGAGACCUUGACCUACAGAAUCCUUAAUUAAAAAUUCUACUAUUAAACGAGUCAAUCUCGAAACUCUGUGUUAGGAGGCUUUGUUUCUUCUGUUAUGUGGCCUCUGACCUCUGAUGAUGAAGGAUGGGUGUGUACAGGUGUCUGUGACCACAGCCUCAGAUUCUGUAGUAAUUUUAGCCUUCGUAGCCAUUCGCAGCUUCAGAAUUGACUGGAUGUAAAGCAGAAUAGUUCAGAUUUCUGUAAAUAUCAGACUUUGUUGAGUAAAUACAGAGCUAUGAAGAUCCAGGUGUACUAAACUAUCUGACUUACUUGUUUGCUACUGCUUUGUGUGUCCCCCCCGCCUCUCAGCUAUACACAAUAUAAUGGUGCUGACCUGUGGAACUGUAAGACAAGCCUUUUGGUAAGGCUGUCACAGAAACUUCUAACUGUCUGAAAAAAUAAAACAUGGUUCUACUGAAUCUGUUUUCAUGUACUUGCUUCUACCAGCUACCGGUUGAACAAGAAGAGAUAAUUCUGUGUACAGGUGGAGAAACACAGGUUUCAAAACUUUGCUUCAGGAAUACUGCUAACAUUUUGCAGGGACCUCUGUCAGCCACAGUGUAACAAGAAACUGACUCUGACCAUCUACUUGCACGUGCAGUCAUCCAUGUGUCAUGGCUGAGGGUAGCCCAGGAUGGCUGCAGCUUCAUAUGAUCAAUUGUUAAAGCAAGUUGAGGCAUUAAAGAUGGAGAACUCCAACCUUCGGCAAGAGCUAGAGGAUAACUCAAAUCACCUCACAAAACUGGAAACCGAGGCGUCCACUAUGAAGGAGGUACUGAAACAGCUACAAGGAAGUAUUGAAGAUGAGGCAAUGGCAUCUUCUGGACAAAUUGACUUACUGGAACGACUUAAAGAACUGAAUUUGGAAAGCACCAGCUUCGCUGGGGUGAAGUUAAGGCCAAAGGUGUCCGUGCGUUCCUACGGGAGCCGGGAAGGGUCCGUGUCGAGCCGUUCAGGGGAGUGCAGUCCAGUCCCCAUGGGGUCAUUUCCAAGAAGAGGCUUUAUGAAUGGAAGCAGAGAAAGCACUGGUUACUUAGAAGAGCUAGAAAAAGAGAGAUCCCUGUUGCUUGCGGAGCUUGAGAAGGAAGAGAAAGAAAAGGACUGGUAUUAUGCCCAGCUUCAGAACCUGACUAAAAGGAUAGAUAGUCUCCCCCUUACUGAAAAUUUCUCCUUGCAAACAGAUAUGACCAGAAGGCAGCUGGAGUACGAGGCCAGGCAAAUCAGAGCUGCAAUGGAAGAACAGCUGGGCACUUGUCAGGAUAUGGAGAAGCGAGCACAGGCAAGGGUGGCCAGAAUUCAACAAAUAGAGAAGGACAUUCUUCGUAUACGACAGCUCCUUCAAUCACAAGCAGCUGAAGCAGAGAGAGCACCUCAAAGCAAGCAUGAGGCAGGUUCCCAUGAUACAGAGAGGCAGAAUGAAGGUCAAGUAGCAGCAGAAAUCAGCGUGGCAACCAGCAGUACUGGUCAGGGUUCUGCUGCUCGAGUGGACCAUGAGACAGCCAGUGUUAUGAGCUCUAGUAGUAACUAUUCUGUUCCUCGAAGACUGACAAGUCAUCUGGGUACCAAGGUAACCGAAGAUUACAAACCACAGGUGGAAAUGGUGUAUUCAUUGUUAUCAAUGCUUGGUACUCAUGAUAAAGAUGACAUGUCAAGAACAUUGCUAGCAAUGUCUAGCUCCCAGGACAGCUGCAUAGCCAUGCGUCAGUCUGGAUGUCUUCCUCUCCUCAUCCAGCUUUUACAUGGCAACGAUAAGGACUCUGUGUUGUUAGGAAACUCCCGUGGUAGUAAAGAGGCCCGUGCCAGAGCCAGCGCAGCGCUGCACAACAUCAUUCACUCCCAGCCCGAUGAUAAGCGAGGCAGACGGGAAAUCCGUGUGCUCCAUCUCUUGGAGCAGAUCCGUGCUUACUGUGAAACGUGUUGGGAAUGGCAGGAGGCACAUGAACAAGGCAUGGACCAAGACAAAAACCCAAUGCCUGCUCCAGUGGAUCAUCAGAUUUGCCCUGCAGUGUGUGUUUUGAUGAAACUUUCAUUUGAUGAAGAACACAGACAUGCAAUGAAUGAACUUGGUGGUUUGCAGGCCAUUGCUGAACUGUUGCAAGUGGAUUGUGAAAUGUAUGGACUCACAAAUGAUCACUAUAGUGUUACCCUAAGGAGGUAUGCUGGCAUGGCUCUGACAAACCUGACUUUUGGAGAUGUAGCCAACAAGGCUACAUUAUGUUCCAUGAAGGGCUGCAUGAGAGCUCUUGUAGCCCAGCUGAAAUCUGAAAGUGAAGACUUACAGCAGGUCAUUGCAAGUGUGUUGAGGAACUUGUCCUGGCGAGCAGAUGUAAACAGUAAAAAGACUCUUAGAGAAGUUGGAAGUGUGAAAGCAUUGAUGGAAUGUGCUUUAGAAGUUAAGAAGGAAUCCACCCUGAAAAGCGUUCUGAGUGCCUUAUGGAAUUUGUCAGCACACUGCACUGGGAACAAAGCUGACAUAUGCGCUGUUGAUGGUGCUCUUGCAUUUCUGGUUGGCACACUGACAUACCGGAGCCAAACAAACACUUUAGCCAUCAUAGAAAGUGGAGGAGGAAUACUAAGAAAUGUUUCUAGCUUAAUCGCUACUAAUGAGGACCAUAGGCAAAUCUUGCGAGAGAACAGCUGCUUACAAACCUUGUUACAACACUUGAAGUCACACAGUUUGACAAUAGUUAGUAACGCAUGUGGGACCCUGUGGAAUCUCUCUGCUCGAAAUGCAAAGGAUCAGGAGGCGCUGUGGGACAUGGGAGCCGUGAGCAUGCUGAAAAACCUGAUACAUUCAAAACAUAAAAUGAUAGCCAUGGGUAGUGCCGCAGCUCUACGGAACCUCAUGGCAAACAGGCCAGCAAAGUACAAGGAUGCCAACAUUAUGUCUCCAGGAUCAAGCCUCCCAUCCCUCCAUGUCAGAAAGCAAAAGGCACUGGAAGCAGAAUUAGAUGCUCAGCAUUUAUCAGAGACUUUUGACAACAUUGAUAACUUAAGCCCGAAAACAUCUCACCGCAAUAAGCAGAGACAUAAGCAAAAUAUAUACAGUGAGUAUGUCCUGGACGCCAGCCGCCACGACGAUGGGGUGUGCAGGUCAGAGAGCUUUAAUGCUGGCAAUAUGACUGUGCUCUCACCAUAUGUGAAUACUACAGUAUUGCCUGGCUCCUCCUCUUCCAGUAGAGGAAAUGCAGAAAAUUCUCGAUCUGAGAAAGACAGGAGUGUUGAAAGGGAUCGAACGGUAGGUUUAAACACCUAUCAUCAAGCUGCAGAGAAUACUGGGAAUUCUGCUAAGAGAAUAGGAAUGCAGAUUUCUACUGCUGCAGCUCAGAUUGCCAAAGUUAUGGAAGAAGUAACAAGCAUGCACAUUCCACAGGAAGACAGAGGUUCUGGUUCCACUUCUGAAAUACACUGUUUGACGGAAGACAGAAAUGCCCAGAGAAGAUCCUCCUCUGCCCAUACUCACUCAAACACAUACUUUCCAAAAUCUGAGAACUCAAACAGGACAUGUCCUGUGCCUUAUACAAAAGUGGAAUACAAAAGAGCUUCAAAUGAUAGUUUAAAUAGUGUCAGUAGCAGUGAUGGCUAUGGUAAGAGAGGCCAAAUGAAACCUUCCAUUGAGUCUUACUCCGAAGAUGAUGAAAGUAAAUUCUGUAGUUACGGCCAAUAUCCAGCUGACUUGGCACACAAGAUUCAUAGUGCAAAUCACAUGGAUGACAAUGAUGGAGAACUAGACACACCUAUUAAUUAUAGUCUUAAAUACUCAGAUGAGCAGUUAAAUUCUGGAAGGCAAAGUCCCUCCCAGAAUGAAAGAUGGGCAAGGCCUAAGCAUAUAAUAGAUGAUGAAAUGAAACAAAACGAGCAAAGACAGUCAAGGAACCAAAAUGCAGCCUACCCUGUGUACACUGAAAGUGGAGAUGAUAAACACAUGAAAUAUCAGACACCUUUUGGACAGCAGGAGUGUGUUUCUUCCUUUAGAUCAAGAGGGUCCAGUGGUUCAGAGCAGAACAGAGUAGGCCCAACUCUUGGAAUUAAUCAGAAAGUAAAUCAGUCCUUGUGCCAGGUUGAUGAUUAUGAUGAUGAUAAGCCAACCAACUAUAGUGAACGUUAUUCUGAGGAGGAACAACAUGAAGAGGAAGACAGACCAACUAAUUACAGCAUAAAGUACAAUGAAGAGGAACAUCAUGUUGAUCAGCCUAUUGACUAUAGUUUAAAAUACUCAACAGAAGUUCCAGCACCUUCUCAGAAACCAUCUUUUACUUUUCCAAAGACUUCUUCAGUGCAACUCAGUAAAACUGACCAUAUUACCCCAAGCAGUGGGAGCACAUCAGCCCCCUCAGCUGGUUCAAAGAGGCAGAACCAGCUUCACCCAAGCUCUGCACAGAGCAGAAGUGGUCAUGCACAGAAAAACGCCUCCUCUAAGACUCCCUCUAUUAAUCAGGAAACUAUACAAACUUACUGCGUGGAAGAUACCCCAAUAUGUUUUUCAAGGUGUAGCUCUUUGUCAUCCUUGUCAUCAGCUGAAGAUGAAAUAGGACGUGAUCAAUCCACACGUGGCACAGAUGCCAAUAACACACUGCAGAUUGCAGAACUGAAGGAGAACAAUGGGGCUCUACCUACAGAAGGUGCAGCAAGUGAAAUUGCAUCAACAGCACAACACAUCAGAACAAAAUCCACUAGACUUCAGACUUCUAGCUUGUCUCCUUCUGAUUCCUCUAGACAUAAAGCUGUUGAAUUUUCUUCAGGUGCCAAAUCUCCCUCAAAGAGUGGUGCCCAAACUCCUAAAAGCCCACCAGAACAUUAUGUACAGGAAACACCACUCAUGUUCAGCAGAUGUACUUCUGUAAGUUCCCUGGAUAGUUUUGAAAGCCGUUCAAUUGCUAGUUCAGUUCAAAGUGAGCCUUGCAGUGGAAUAGUAAGUGGUAUUAUAAGUCCCAGUGACCUUCCAGACAGCCCUGGACAAACAAUGCCUCCAAGCAGAAGUAAAACACCACCACCUGCUCAAGGAGUUCAGGUAAAAAGAGAGGUACCUAAAGGAAAAACAACCACUACAGAGAAGAGAGAACCUGGUCCUAGACAUGCAGCUGUAAAUGCAGCUGUUCAAAGAGUUCAGGUACUGCCAGAUGCUGAUACACUAUUACAUUUUGCCACAGAAAGCACACCAGAUGGGUUUUCUUGCUCUUCUAGCCUGAGUGCUCUGAGCCUUGAUGAGCCAUUUAUACAGAAAGAUGCAGAGUUAAGAAUUAUGCCUCCAGUUCAUGAGAACGAGCAUGGAAACGAAGCAGAACCUGAACAGUCAGAUGAUACAAAGGAUAACCAGGAGAAGAAAGCAGAGAAGCCAGCUGAAGCAGAAAAAGACAUUUUGGAUGAUUCUGAUGAUGAUAUUGAAAUACUGGAAGCGUGUAUUAUUUCUGCAAUGCCUACGAAGUCUUCACGUAAAACCAAAAAGCCUUCUCAAGCAUCUGCUCCAAAAAUACCUCCUCCUGUAGCCAGAAAGCCCAGCCAGUUGCCAGUUUACAAACUUUUGCCUUCACAAAGCAGACUGCAAUCGCAAAAGCACGUGACUUUUACACCAGGAGAUGAUAUGCCACGGGUAUAUUGUGUUGAGGGUACACCAAUAAAUUUUUCAACAGCCACAUCUCUGAGUGACCUGACAAUAGAAUCACCCCCAAGUGAGUUGGCCAAUGCAGACAAUGUAGGUGUGGGAGCAGAGUCAGGGGAGUUUGAAAAGCGGGACACCAUUCCUACAGAAGGAAGAAGUACUGAUGAUUCUCAGAGAGCAAAAAGCUCAGCUGUGACUCCCCUUGGCCUGGAUGACGACAAAACAGAAGAGGGUGAUAUUUUGGCUGAGUGCAUUAACUCAGCUAUGCCAAAAGGAAAAAGCCACAAACCUUUCAGAGUGAAGAAGAUAAUGGAUCAAAUUCAACAAGCAUCUUCAUCUCCAGUUAAUAAAAACCAAGCAGAAGGUGAGAAAAAGAAGCCAACAUCACCAGUAAAGCCUGUUUCUCAAAACAAUGAAUACAGAGCACGCAUGCGAAAAAGCACAGAGCCUAAAAGCAGUGCUAGUAAUGAAAGAGGCUAUCCAGAGAACAGAGAUGCAAAGAAACAGAACCUUAAAAAUAAUUCAAGAGAUUUUCAUGACAAAUUGCCAAAUAACGAAGAGCGUGUAAGAGGAAGCUUUGCAUUUGAUUCCCCUCAUCAUUACACACCUAUUGAGGGAACUCCUUACUGUUUUUCACGGAAUGAUUCCCUGAGUUCUUUAGAUUUUGAUGAUGAUGAUGUUGAUCUUUCAAGAGAGAAGGCAGAAUUAAGAAAAGGAAAAGAAGGAAAGGAAACAGAAGGUAAAGAGUGCUCUAAUGCAGAAGAGUCUUCUUCAAAUCAGCAGCCAAGUAAGAGGACACAAGUUUGUCAAAAACAUGCUGGCAGAAGUCAGACAAAAACUUUCUCUCAGUCAACUAAAGAUAUUCCAGACAGAGGAGCAGCUACAGAUGAGAAAAUGCAAAAUUUUGCUAUUGAAAACACACCUGUUUGUUUUUCUCGCAAUUCGUCUCUUAGCUCCCUCAGUGAUAUUGAUCAAGAAAACAACAACAACAAAGAAGGGGAACCUGCAAAAUGUCCCGAGGCUCCUGAGCCACAGGUGGAAUCCAACAGACCACAGACUUCUGGUUAUGCACCUAAAUCAUUUCAUGUUGAAGAUACUCCUGUGUGCUUCUCUAGAAACAGCUCUUUGAGUUCUCUUAGCAUUGACUCAGAAGAUGAUCUUCUGCAGGAAUGUAUUAGUUCUGCUAUGCCUAAAAAGAAAAAGCCCUCAAGAAUGAAGAGUGAUGGUGAAAAAAAUAAUUCCAGGAACACAGGCAGUAUACUAGCAGAAGAUUUAACACUGGAUUUGAGAGAGAUACAGAGGCCAGAUUCAGAACAUGGUUUUUCACCUGAUUCGGAGAACUUUGACUGGAAAGCUAUACAAGAAGGUGCAAAUUCUAUAGUUAGUAGCUUGCAUCAAGCUGCAGCUGCUGCAUCAUUGUCUAGACAAGCUUCAUCAGACUCUGACUCUAUCCUUUCAUUAAAAUCUGGUAUAUCUCUAGGGUCACCGUUUCAUCUUACCCCAGACCAAGAAGAAAAACCUUUCACUAGUAAUAAAGGUCCAAGAAUUAUUAAGCCAGGAGAGAAGAGUACACUGGAGUCUAAAAAAGUAGAAUCAGAAAGUAGGGGAAUCAAAGGAGGGAAGAAAGUGUAUAAAAGUAUGAUCACAGGAAAAGCACGCUCCAAUUCAGAAGUUUCAAGUUUGAAGCAACCACAACAGACAAGUGUGCCUUCAAUUUCACGUGGCAGAACAAUGAUCCAUAUUCCAGGAGUUCGAAACAGUUCUUCAAGUACUAGUCCUGUUUCCAAAAAAGGACCCCCACUCAAAAACAUGAACUCUAAGAGUCCUAGUGAAGGCCAAAGUUUGACUAGUUCUCCUAGAGGAGCCAAAUCAUCAGUGAAACCCGAGCCAGCUCCUGUGACUAGGCAACCAUCAGGGUUGAACCAGAGUGCAUCAAGUAAAGGACCUUCUAGAUCAGGAUCUAGAGACUCCACUCCUUCUAGACCUCAACAGCAGCCAUUAAGUAGGCCUUUGCAAUCUCCUGGACGAAACUCCAUUUCCCCUGGAAGAAAUGGUAUCAGUCCUCCCAACAAACUAUCACAGUUGCCAAGAACAUCAUCUCCUAGCACAGCUUCAACUAAAUCCUCAAGUUCAGGUAGAAUGUCAUACACACCACCAGGCAGGCAGAUGAGCCAGCAAAACCUUACAAAGCAAACUGCCUUACCUAAGAGUACCAGUAGCAUUCCACGAAGUGAAUCUGCUUCAAAGGGGUUAAACCAAACUCUCAGCACUGGUGGAUCCAACAAAAAGACUGACCUAUCCAGAAUGUCAUCCACAAAGUCUAGUGGAAGUGAAUCUGACAGAUCUGAGAGACCUGUUCUCGUUCGUCAGUCAACUUUUAUUAAAGAGGCUCCAAGCCCGACUCUAAGACGGAAGUUAGAAGAGUCAGCUUCAUUUGAAUCUCUGUCGCCAUCCAGGCCAGAUUCUCCCACAAGAUCCCAACUGCAGACCCCAGUUUUAAGUCCUUCUCUUCCUGAUAUGUCUUUAUCUACUCAUUCACCCGCCCAGAGUAGUGGUUGGCGAAAAUUAGCCCCUAAUCAGAGCCCUACUAUAGAAUAUGAUGGGAGACCAGCAAAGCGUCAUGACAUAGCUCGUUCCCAUUCUGAGAGUCCAUCUAGGCUGCUGAUUAAUAGAUCAGGAACAUGGAAGCGUGAGCACAGUAAGCAUUCCUCAUCACUUCCUCGUGUAAGCACUUGGCGAAGAACUGGAAGUUCCUCCUCAAUUCUGUCAGCUUCUUCAGAAUCCAGUGAAAAGGCAAAAAGUGAAGACGAAAAGCAGCAUGGAGGUUCCCUUCCUGGACACAAGCAAAGUAAAGAAAGCCAAGCACCAGCAAAAGGUACUUGGAGAAAAAUAAAAGAAAAUGAAAUUCCUCAGAUAAUGAAUGAUUCUCAGCAUUCUUCUUCGGGUGCCACAAAUGGCUCUGAUUCCAAAACCCUCAUCUAUCAGAUGGCUCCAGCUGUCUCUAAGACAGAGGAUGUGUGGGUAAGGAUAGAGGACUGCCCAAUUAACAACCCUCGAUCUGGAAGGUCCCCAACUGGAAAUACUCCCCCUGUUAUUGACAGUGUUUCAGAGAAAGGGGGUAUGAAUGGUAAAGAUCCUAAAGAGAUUCAAGAAAAGCAAACCGCAGGGAAUGGAGGUGUUCCUGUUCGUACCGCUGGCUUAGAAAACCGUCUGAACUCUUUCUUUCAGAUAGACAGUCCAGACAAGAAAGGCACUGAAACAAAGCCUCUGCAGAAUAAUCCCGUCCCUGGACCAGAAAUUAACGAAAGUUCUGUAAGUGAGCGUACUCCAUUCAGUUCCAGUAGCUCAAGCAAGCACAGCUCCCCCAUCGGUGCUGUGGCAGCAAGGGUGACUCCUUUCAACUACAACCCGAGCCGCAGGAAGAGCAGUGUGGACAAUAGUUCUGCACGGCCCUCACAGAUCCCAACCCCAGUGAAUAACAGCACCAAGAAACGCGACACCAAGUCUGAAAACACUGACUCCAGUGGAACACAAAGCCCUAAACGUCACUCUGGCUCUUACCUGGUAACUUCUGUUUAAGUGCAACAAAAAAAAAAAAAAAAAAAAGAAACCACAAAAAACUGAUGUAUUAUAUACAGCAGCUACUUAGAAACUUUGUUUCAAAUGAAACAAAAAAAAAAGGGGAUUGAUUUGUUUGUUUGUUUGUUUUUAUUUGUUGUAAAUAGCUUUGAUUCUUGUUAGAUUGUCCUUGUUCUGGAAGCCAUAUUUGAUAGUAUACUUCGUCUCCACUAGUGAUAUUUUGCAGGAACACCUGAUUGACAGUUUGGAAUAAAGUUGCUAACGCGAGUGUAUUUGUACAGUAUGUUUGACAUGUAUUCCCAUGUUUAACACGCAUCCCAUCCCAUUAUCCUUUGAAUAUUGCUUGUCAUUGAAAUCAUGGAAUAGCACAGAUAGAAAUGAUGCAGUCAUAUUGCUAUACCAAUAAUUUCUAGAUUACAGACCAACUAAACUACAUCAGGGAAGAAUUGGUAUUAUUUAUGCAAAAAAAUAUACUCAUGUUUAGUAUUUGUGAAUUUAUCUAACCCAAUAAUUAAUCAUGUGGCUGUGAAAUUCACAGUAAUAUGGUUUCCGCUGAACAAGCUUUCCUAGCCUGCUUUUCUGCAUGAAUGGAACUGAUGGUUCAUUUUAUGAAGUAAUGAUUAACAUUUCUGUGGUCACAUAAUGUGCAUAGAUAGUUACAGUGUAACAAUUUACAAUUUCUUUGUGCUCUGAAAAAGAAAAAAACAAAACAAAAAAAACCCCACCUGUGUAACUGUAAAAGUUUGAACAAAAUUAUUUUACCUGAAUUAAAUUUUAUCUUAAAGUAGGUAGAAUUUUUUUGCUAUGCUGUAACUUGUUGUAUAUUCUGGUAUUUGAGGUGAGAUGGCUGCUCUUUUAUUAAUGAGACGUGGGUGAUGCCUCAACAGAGACUAAAAUGAACAUUUCAGAAUAAAUUAUUACUAUAUGUAAGUUGUGUGUGUUACUUCUGUAUUACAUAAAAAGACAGGAUUUUAAUUUGAGAUGUCACCAUAUAAUGUGGUUGUAUGCACUUAAGGCCUGAUUUGGGAUAAUCCUGCACCUCCAGUAUAGUUUCUUCCUUAUCACUGGCAAAUGGCUGUUGUAGGAUACUUUUAACAUUUGCAGGAUCAGGCCCCAGGUCUUCUGUAAUAUAUUUUGUAAUUGAGACAGUUUCACACAUCUCAGGUGCAUAACAAGGCUAAAGGCAGGGUAUUUCCAGUAGCCAUGCAGUAUAAUUGUUCUCAUGACUGCAAGCCUGAAAUAAUAAUGUAUACAAAUAAUACAAAUAAUUGUAUACAAAUAAUAUUGUAUACAAAUUGUAAAACUAAUGUUUUGAUUGGGGAUAUAAUGUAGAAUGUGAAAUAGUGACUAUAAGAUGAAAUUUUGCUUCUAUUUGCGCUCUAUGUGCUUUUUUUUAAUUUAUUUUUUAAAAAAUUAUGAAGGGAAAAAUAUCAUAAAAAUCCCAUGGCAGCAAGAAAUUUGUUACCGCAGUAGAAAAAGGAUUUUAUGCAAAACAUGACAUUUGCUGCCUUGAGCCUUUCUGAUGCAGAUAUAGCUUGCGCUAGAACAAUGCUGAAAGAAAACAGAUUUGUGCUUUAAAAAUAUAAAUAUAGUCUGAAUUUAGAUGAGGGUUACUUCCAAGUAGAAACAUGAGAACAGAACAUUAACCAUUCUGUGCAUGUUUGAACAAACCAUGAAAUGCAAUGGUAUAUCAGUUCUGUUGUAUCUCAACUGGACUGUUCUACAGGUAACUUUCUAAAUAACUGAUACGUCAGAAUGCCCUGAUUUCAGGAAGCCCUGAAAUAGAGCAAUUUACCUUUAUGGUAGCUUUAACACAGGUGCGGAGUUUAUCACUUCUAUGGCUUUUGUACUUCUGAUACUGAAAUUAAUCAAUUGAAUUCUUUAUAAAUCAUGCACUGAUUUAGAAACACAAUCAAGACACUAUCAGCAGACAGAAGUCAAUUUAUACUAACACCAGUACCAAAAACACCUGUUUGGCAGAAGUGGUAUCUUACUUGCUCUUUUGUUCUUUGCUUCCUGUCAGAUUUACUUAGAGAUAUGCCAUGUUCCUGUAUCACCUUGUGAACCUGUUAAAAAGCAGCACCCCUCUUGUUAGCAUUUGAAAUAUUUUGCAUACCGUAUCUUCAUUAAACUUCUAAUAUGAAUGAAUCUUAGUGUCCUUUUAAAGAUUAGAUAGAAACAGAUUAUGUCAUGUGUUUAAAGUCGGGGCUUCCUGCUGGAGUAGAAUAUGGAACUCCAUCCUUGAGUUUCAAAUGAAAGACCACUUUUGUUGUAAAUGUUUUGAUUUUUUUUUUAUCAUUAUUUUGUGCUGGGCUUUUAACAACUAAUACAAAAAUAUAUUGCAUAAUCCAGAAUAGUUGUUUAACACCGGCAUUACACAUUUGUCCUGUCAAUUUAAGAGUUAAUGGUAAACUCAGUCUCAGAAAAGAAAUUCUGGUUUACUGAAUUCUGUUCAGUUACUAAACUGAAUUCUGUUCUGUUCUGUUACUGAAAAAUGACUGAAAUAAGUUUUUUUAAUCAAAAGAUAACGUGAAACUAUAAAUAAUUGUAUGCGUAUCAAACACCAGAAUGUCUUUGAAAAUUAUAGUGGCUUCUUGAUAUAGACUUGGGGAUACUUCAUGAUCAUUAUAAUUGGAAAGUUUCUCUUAGUAUCCACUUGAGUAAACCUAUAUUUGUAGCAAAGACAGGCUAGAGAAACUUUCCAACUAUAAGAGUAGUGAUACACUAAAAUAUGCUUCCCAUGGGAGUUGUUAAAUUUCCAUUAUAGAAGUUUUAAGAAGAGGUCUAUGAAACAUCUCAUAGGGAUGGACUGUAGUAUAUUUCGUAUUGCCUGUGUGCAGAGAUGGGUGAUCUUUUGAAAUCUCUUCCAGAUCUACAUUUCUCUGAUUCUUUAUCUAAAAUACUUAGUAUCCACUAAGAGCCUUUCAGAAUAUUUAAAGACAUCCAUGAUGUUUGAUUUAUGAUGGGGAUAUAAAGUUAUAUUCUAUAAGCUUAACUAAAAUACAGAUCCCAGAAAUAUAAAAUCAAAGACAUGAAAAAUGGUUGCAAUAAGUAUAUUUGGUCUUGGAUUUUGUUAAUGAUGUCAGAGUCACAAUAGUCAGAUUUUAUUUAUGCUGCUUGUUCCUUGGUUCCGUAUGUAUGAAGUUCAAUAUAAAUAAAUACCCGCCACAGCGGGUAAGAGAACAUUUAUGUCAAGGCAAAACAAAGAAUAGGAAGGAGCUAAGGAAACCAAGACUCAAUUUACUGUUCUUCUGGGAUGCACUGCCCUUAUUUCUUCCAAUUUUGGUAGAAUUUUUUUUGUGACUUUUAUUUGUGACUCAGACCUUUAUCUGUCCUUGAAUUAGCUUAUCAUAUCUAGUGCAUACCAAACUUAUACUUAAAAAUCAGUUUCUACUGAAAAAUAACUCAUAAAGCUCAUUUCAGACUGUCUUCUAUCUUUGUCCUCUUGAUGUGAGAAUCAGAGAUCUGACCUCCUCACAAUUUGUGUUUGUAUUAGUUCACUCUUUAAAAUGUGCUUCCAUUUUUGUUUCUUGCAGUGUGCCACUCACUGGCACAUCACACUGCUCAAUUUCUUUGUAAGCUCUUCUGACUAAAUAUUGCAAUCUUUAAAGGGGAACUAAUCUAUUUAUAUUUUCAUGUGCAGUUCUCUAUCAAGAGUAUUUUCCCCUGAAAGAUAAAAGGCAAUGCUCAUAAAAGGCAAUGCUCACAGCUCUGUCAGAUACGACAGCUAAAAAAUUGAAAGCCUUGCCACAGUUUCCUAAUGAGACUGGAAUAUUGUUUCAAGCAGGACUUGGCUGCAGAAUACAAGUAUAAUUUAUGCUAUAAAUGUCAGUAAGCAGCAGUAUUUUCAGCAUAGACUAGUACUUCUGAUGGUUUGGGAAAGUCAGCUGCACUGUCAUUGGUAAAGGAGGAGGGAUAGAAAAGGGGCAGUUUCAGAGAGAGUCAUGUUGUUCUAGGGAUGUACUUACUUUUUUCCUCAGUAAAUUACAUAAACUGCACCAGAGAGAAAACAGCUUGUGCACAAAUUAAUGAGGCAUUUUUUUGAAAUAUACCAGUAGACCACAAAACUGCAGAACCUUAAUCUGAAAACUGAAUUGUUUGAUGUCUUCUUAGGAGUACUUCAUAGCUGUCCAUCCAUCCCCUUGAUCCUCUUAACAAGUUGAUAUCACCAAGAAAGAUAACUGUGUUAGCUUCAUCUUUCUUCUUAAAGAUAACAGUCUAUACUAUUCUAGAACUGAAGAAAGGGCAUGUCCUGUUCAAAGAAGUUUUCUUCUCCAUUCCAUGCUCCUGGCUGUUAAUCCUGGCUCUUGUGUGACCUUUCAGUUGACUUGCCCACCUCUUACCUGCUCCCCUGAUGGGGAUAGUGGGAUUAGUACUGCAUGAAUUUGCUUGGUGCAUAGUUGGACAAAUGCCACCUGAGCCACCAAAAAAAGAAAACAGAACAGCUAGAACUGGUUGAAAGAGGUUGGGAUAGUUUCUGUUGUUGGAGGUCAUUGGAUCGAGCUGUUACAGGCAAUUUUAUGCCUAUAUGCCAUGUUUCAGAACUUCACUCAUUUUGGCACUGCAAAAUCAAAUUAAAAUGGGAUUUUUAUUUUUUUAUUAACUGAAUUUUUGUCUAAUGCCCUCUAGUGCUUUGCAUUUAAAUACCUUACGUUUGAGUAAAUCCUUAAUCUGGAAAUUCUGACAACUAACUUCAGAAGUAUUACACCAGUAUAUGGAUGUGAAAAUAAUCAAAAAAUACACCCCCCCCCAAAAAAAAAAAAAAGUCUACCAUAUGUAAACAUCUGGGAGACAGUUUUUAGAUUUGCAAUAUUAAACUCAGUGAAGUAAAUCCUUCCAGUAAAAAGACUUAUUGCAACUAUUUCUUUCCUAGAAGAGGCUUGAAGAGGGAGGUAACAUCUCCCCUUCUUAAUGAGGUUAGUCUUGUAGAGAUGAUCUGGAAAAUGUCCCAGAUGUCCUUCCCAUCUAGCUUUCAUGAAACAAUAUGAACAGCCAUAAGAGCACUAAAAAUCGGGUAGACUUCCACCUAAACAUAACUUCUUACAUCUACUGUAAUGCCUUGCAAAGUUGGAUCCACCUGUGCGACAGCUUUGUUCUUGAUGAGAUGUGUGAUUUGGAUGAAGCUGUGAAUCAGAAGUGUCAGUUAAUGUAAAGCAUGACUUUCUCCACAUGUUUAAAACUCCGAGGACUUCCUUAAUACCAAAUUACCCAAGUGUGUUCACUCUCUGGUUCCACAGCCAUCUCCUUUGCACUUUGACAUUUAACCAGAAGAGAUUCCCAUUUUCAGUUUCAUUUCAGAUCACACGUAGAAGUAAGAUUCCUGCAUCAUAGUUUCCUAUAUGCAAAAUAACAGUUUGUAUCUGUAAAUGUGUUUAUAGAGAAUGUUACGUAGCUAAGGUUGAGUUUUUAGUCAGAAUGGUAAGUUAACUGCUAUGUGUUGUGUUUGGUUACAUAUUGGAAGUGCAAGGGAAUUUGGUGUGGUGCAGAAGAGCUUUAAGAGUUCACAACAUAAUUAAUGCAGGUGUCAAUUAACUUGUGAUGCCAAGAUGAAUUUUCUACUGUCAAGUUUCAGUUUACCAGAUGUGCUGUUUACUUACUCUAAGAUUGGGGAACGCCUCCCUAGCAUAGUUUUGCAAAUUACCUUUCUUAGGAAAUUUCCACACAGUUACAGGCUUAUGUAUUAGUGCAUUUCUGUGACUUCAAGAUUUAAAGAAAUUAUUCCAAUUUUGCUGUUUGUGAAAAUAUCCUUUGCUUGAGUGGCUGUAGAAUUGAAAUUACUAUUUUAGGAAGAUAAAGAGGGAGCUGGUUCACUCAAUAAAAAGCACUUCUGUUGAGAGCUCAAGACAUACAAACAAACAAUAUAUCUAAUGCCAUCCUUUCUGGUGGGGUCUAACAUGAAUAAAGCUUGUGCUGGAUCUCUGCAAGUAAACUGUCAUCCUGUGAGACAAGAUGAAUUUGCCCACCUGUAAAUGUUGUUUCUCUUGAACAAAUUCAGCCCACGAUUAUCUUUCCUUCAAUUUUGUUGUUUGCUUCUGCCUGAGAUGCAUUACUGUUUAUAUCCUAACUCUGUAAUUAAUUAUUUCUUCAGUUAUUCUAAUGUAUUUUGUUUCACAGUACACUUAUUCUGAAUUUAGUCUUGCUAUGCAUAAUUUAUUUAUUACUUGCAGUGUUACAUAAAAUUUCCUCCUGAUUGCACCUUGUCAGAGUGAAAUUGUUUUCUUGGCUACUACUGAAAGUUAGGUGUCUGUCCACUGUAUUAGAAAUAUGAUUUCAUUUAAAAAGGAAUUUGUUGUUAAGACGCUUCAAUAAUUCAUUAUACCAGAACAAAUGCUCUAAAAAAACCCAUUCAUUUUCAUUUUAGUGAUAAUCACGUUUCAGAUAGAUAAGUGGAAAAAAGAAGCUUGAAAACCUGGCUUACCAGUAGAGUUCUUUGUUCUCUUCCAUGUUUCACCUUAGAAGGAACUGCACAAAACAAAAUCUAACACAAUGUAAUUCCAUAAUCCCUUUCUUACAAAAGUUUCACAAGGCUUAUUUCAUUAAGACUCAUAAGCACAGCAGAAACUAUUAAUUACAAAGUCUUUCCUGUAAUGAAUGAAUUCUUUAGUCCCCAAUUAGACUAUCAAGGGACCUAAGUUGAUUAAUUCCCAAUACACAUACACAUACAUUUACGUACAUAUUUUACACUCCCCUGUUCGCUUUAGACUGACUAAAGUAUUAAAACUAAAACAAGGGCAUUGUUGCUGAUUACUAAGAUCCCUUGUUUUCUAAUAGUUGUACCACUUUUUCAUAUUGAGUUCUAAUUUGAGGACUAAUUAGCUGGUAUCUGAUUUUCAAGUCAUUCUAGAAAAAAAAUUCACCUAAGUUUUGGUUUAUAUGCAGAAAAAGAAAUUGCCUUGCUAGAAAUGUAAAUGUUUCAUUAAGAAUAAUAAUUUUUUAAAGCUUUAUAACUGUCAUCUGCAAUUUAGAGUCAGUAGAGAUCAUGAAAACAAGGAGACUUUGAGUGAUGAUUUUAUUAAAUACAAAUGAAAGUAGGCUAAGCCUAAUUCUGCCCUUUUUCCUCUAACAAUCCUCUGUACAAAAAGCACAUUGGUAGCAGGGGAAGGCUUGUGCAUCUUACCUGACUAUUGCUAAGGUCUGCGAUGGCACACAUCACAUGUGGAAGAGUACAAAAGCAGUUCUAAAAAUUAAGCCAUAAUAUGAAUUAUGAGAAAACUCCCAAUUUUUAUUAUUUUUGUAGUAUUUUGUUAUUACAUUGGGUGGUGAAGAAGUGUUGGCAUCCUUUUUUUUUUUUCCUACUACACUGAGUAGCUGAACAGCUGUGAUGGAUUAUUUGACACUUUACAAGUGUUUUAAGUGGCAUUGUUUAACCACAGUUGGCAACCAAGCACUACCCAGCCACUCACUCCCCUCCAGUGGGAUGGGGGAGACAAUCAGAAGAGUAAAAAUGAGAAAACUCAUAGAUUCAGCUAAAGAUAGUUGAAUAAACAGAAAAGGAAGAAAAUUAUGAUGAUGAUAGUGAUUAUACAUCAAAAUAAUAGAGAACACACAAAACAAGUUACUCACAAUACAGUUGCUCACCACUUGCUGACUGAUUCCUAGGCAAUCCCUGAGCAUGAGCCUCCAGCCCACUUUCUCCACAGGUAUAUCCUCAGCAUGAUGCCAGUAAAGUCUGGAAUAUCCCUUUGGCCAGUUUAUGUGUCCCCCUACUCAACUUCUUGUGCUCCUCAGCUCUCUUCCUGGCAGAGCAUGAGAAACUUAAUUUAGCAACAAGAGCAUCAGUGCAUUUUCAACAUUUUCAUACUAAAUUCAAAACACAGUACUAUACUGUUUACUAGAAAGAAAAUUAACUAUCGCAGCCAAAACCGGAACAUAAAUCAUUUGGACUUGUUGGAAGUGAAAAUCUAGCUGAAGUGAAAGCUAAGAAUUCAGUGCAAAUACUGUAUUAUUGUGUCACACAAAGAUGACUGAUGGUUUCUUUAGAUCUUGGAAGCUGGCUGUACACAGCUGUGAAUUUACACAGCUGUCAGCUGCUUUACAAGGCUGAAACAGAAGGACAAAGAAUGGGUGUAAAACUCAGAUCUGUACUUAAGAAAUAGUCUUUGCAACCAGAAGGAGUGAGACAUGGGUAGAAAUCUGCUGGGGUCAGAGGCACAAGAAAUGGGCCCUUAUCAGUGGUGCCUGGCUCUGACACUCAAGAGAGCACUGCAUUUAGCAUAACGCCAUGGAGACAGCUUUUAAAGUUAAGUAAAUAAACUAAUAGUGUGAGUGUGUAGGUUGGAUAGAGUUUUCCUAAGUCACUGGGUGAGAAAGUUAAAGUUCAGGGUUCAAGCUGCAUUAGUGAAUAAGAGACAACAUGGAGGAUUUAGGGUGUUGUCCCUUUCUCCUUCCUUCAUCUUCUAAGGCUUGGAUAAAGAAUUCUGCAGUGCAGCACACAGGUGUUGGGUCAUUGGGUCACUAAGAAAAAUAACUUACUUGGCAUUUGAUUAUUGGACAAAUAGACAUAUAAAAGACCUUGGAGAUAUUCUUUGUUCUCCAUUUUGCACCUUUCUAUCUUAGUGCAUGUAGCUCCUUGUGCUCUGUAUAUGUGUAAUGUAGAUAAGAAAAGAAUAAACAACUAAGCCUGAAGAUGAGAAAACAGCUUCUCUCUCAUCAGUCUCGGUCCUGGGGAAUAAGAACCAACCAACCAGUAUCACCAUGACAGAAAUACAUGGUCUUCCACUUUGCCAAUCCCAUUGUGGCCUGUUAAUAGGGAUUUGGAUAGACUCUUGGCAAUGUGGUGCAGGGCAUUCCCCUCAGGAUCUCAGUGAAACACUGUAUAAAUUGUUUGCUUACUUCCUACAUUAAUUCAUGCAAGUCAAGGCUUGGAUCUAGGUGACAUACUCCAAAAGACUUUUAGCUCCAAACACUGUACAAAUCAGGCUGGCUGUUUCAAGGCCACUUGUUAGCUGCUCUUGGUGGUGCAGCACUUACACAGAUUGAGACAUUUAAGCCUCAAGUGGCUUUAGAACAUCCCACACUCCUUAAAUAAGCUAUUGACGUUUAUUGUCCUCUGCCAUUGAGAUGAACAGAAGUGGUGCUUCUGCUGGUUCAUAUGAGUAUGAGGUAGUGCCUCUUCAGAAAGCACUUAUGUAGCAGACAGGAUUCUGGAUCGUUAAAACCGAAAGGCAGUCUAUGGAUUUAAAGUCACAGAAUGGCUUGAGUAGGAAAGGGACCUUAGAAAUGAUCCAGUUCUGGGUUGAAACUCUGCCAUGGGUAGGGAUGCCACUUGAUUUGGGAAAAUGGUGCAUACAGUCUUAUAAACGUGACCAAUUAGUGUGGUUAAUUCUGUGUGUUGAAGUUUCAUGGUAAGUAAAUACCAGCAAAAUGAAAACUAAAUUAAAGACAGCAUCAUUUUCUCUCUAUGCUGUAGAAAAUUCACUGUUGGACAGACCUGCCUGUUACUUCCAACUUGAGUCAUAAUUCAUGAACCAUUUUUCACAAUGAAAGUUCUGUGGGAUUUUUUUCCCAGCCCUUGUAUUUUACUUAAAAAUAUCCUUCUGGAAUUCUCAUUUACAAAAAUUGUGAAGAAAAUUCUUCCCAUGUUCCCCCUUUACCUUCAGUAGCCAUUUGUCCUAGUUUAGGGCAAAUCAGGAAGGAAAACUCCAAAUGAGAAAUGCCCCUCCCCACUAACUGCUCCGGGAAAGGGAA
Parus major (Great Tit) is the source of this 19155-nucleotide messenger RNA. RefSeq names its product APC regulator of WNT signaling pathway (gene APC). The transcript has 17 exons. Bases 925 to 9468 code for a protein of 2847 amino acids. Gene Ontology annotation, cellular component: beta-catenin destruction complex; catenin complex; cytoplasmic microtubule. Lineage: Eukaryota; Metazoa; Chordata; Aves; Passeriformes; Paridae. Gene Ontology annotation, molecular function: gamma-catenin binding; microtubule binding; beta-catenin binding. Gene Ontology annotation, biological process: negative regulation of canonical Wnt signaling pathway; positive regulation of protein catabolic process; Wnt signaling pathway. The record is from RefSeq and is a predicted model, not a curated record.